AUGAACGGAUCAGGUAUUGGUAAAAUCGUAACAACAAAAGUAGAGAAAGUAAAGUACUUUUCAAGAUCUCAGAAAGCUGGUAUCAUAUUUCCAGUCGGACGUAUUAAUCGUUAUCUUCGAAGAGGAAACUAUGCAUCACGUAUUGGUCUUGUUGCACCCGUAUAUCUUUCCGCAGUUAUCGAGUAUUUGGUAGCCGAAGUAUUAGAUUUUGCCGGUAAAAUUGCUCAUGGUGACAGGAAAGUAAGAAUUAUUCCUCGCCAUAUUCAACUGGCUAUUCGUAACGAUGAAGAACUGGAUAAAUUAUUUAACCAAGUUACAGUUGCUCAGGGAGGUGUCAUGCCCAACAUUCAUAAAAAUUUGUUGCCAAAGAAAACUAUGAAAGGUAAAAGAAGUGCUUCUCGCUCUGCUCCUUAA
Rhizophagus irregularis DAOM 181602=DAOM 197198 is the source of this 414-nucleotide messenger RNA. RefSeq names its product histone H2A. Lineage: Eukaryota; Fungi; Glomeromycota; Glomeromycetes; Glomerales; Glomeraceae. Gene Ontology annotation, cellular component: nucleosome; chromatin. Gene Ontology annotation, molecular function: DNA binding; protein heterodimerization activity; structural constituent of chromatin. The record is from RefSeq and is a predicted model, not a curated record. Gene Ontology annotation, biological process: heterochromatin formation.